AUCGUAAGACGGCUUUUGUUUUUGGGCCUGAGACUGUGUGCUCGACAUUGUUGCAAUAUCAGCCGUACGAAAUGCUUAUACAUCUUGGCUUUUUACCCGAAUACAUAGAAAUGAAGGUGAAAUUACACAAGAAAGCAUUCUGGGUUGUACUGUUGUAUCCUGAAUCAUUACCACAAUCUACUCCAAUUCUACCAGCAACCUGGGAUGGAGUUUUGAAAUUUGUCCAGAGUUCUUAUCCGGAUGCAUUCCAGAUAGUCAAACAACACCUCUACGUCAUGAAAAACAAUCCGGUGGAGUUUUUUGAAGCACAAGCUGGUUUAAAAUUCAUCGAUGUUCUUCAUGAUCCUGAAGGACCGAAUUUCAUGAGUUACUCAAGGUUUCGGAGACUUCCCCCUCCCCAGCUAGAGUGGGAGACGCGAUUGUUUCUGUAUUGUGAAGUUAGGAUUUUUGAGCUUUUUACCGGUAAUGGUUUUACGAAGACAGCAAACGGAUUGAAAGGGGAGAGGGAAUACAUAUGCGAAAACUAUGAUCUACAAAAACUUGGCGAAGGAAACUAUGUUGCAGUGCCACUUACUGUUCAUAUACCCUCUGCUGAGGGUGGAAACGAUGAUCAAUAAGAUCUCAUCUGAAUUUAAAUUGUACAGAUUUUUUUUUUUUUUAGUGUGCUGUGUUUAGUUUUUGUCAGUUGUGACAGUGAGCAAGUUUAGCGGCUCCAUACUUUCACCUCCUUGCUAUCAAUCACUCAAAUGUAUACUUCAGUUUAUAUGCAAUAUUCAAACUGAAGGUCUCACGCCCUCUGGACUUCAGGUUCUUGCCACUCACACCAUCCUGGCUAAAAUGCUGAAUCCACCAAUGACACUGCGGUUAAAUGGACAAGAACGGCUGGUCAAGAAGUGACUAAGAAUAAAACAGAAAGGUUGAAGGGUAAGAUAUUUCUACAUGCAGGUGUGUUGAAGGCCUUUCAAUCCCUGUAAUUAUAGCUGAUGAGAUGAAGCAACUGGUUGAUCUGGAUAGGGUAACCUAGUUAAAUUGAGUGAACUCCUUAUGACUAUUAUAUGUGAAAAUUUGGAAGAGGAUAAAACUUGAAGAAAUAAUAAGAAAAAUCAAAGAUUCAAAAAGAUGAUAGGUGAAAGCUGAAUUCAGACAGAAGCCUAGAAGUCACCCGAGAUGCUCGAUUCUCUCAGAAAUCAGCUCAGUAUCCCACACACUCUCACAAGCAAACAAAAAAUCUUAUGCAAAAUCUCCUAAAAACUUAUUAGUAUUUUUUUAUCCUUAAGUAAUGCCAUUCCAAUGUUUGUUGUAUAUAUCUCUAAAUUUUCUGGUAAUCAAUACUGAUUUUCCUAAUAUAUCUUUAACUUUUUGUAUAUAAGCCUACAGUACUAUUAAGAAUUAUUAACCUAGCAAAAUUAUUUUGAAUAAGAAAUAAUGUUAAUGCUAUUCUGUUUUAGUAGGGAAUUCAGGAUUUUUUUGCAGGAGGUGGGUAGGUAGGCAGGGGUGAUAGUCUGAGGGUGCAUGUUUGGGGUAUCCCCUUAUUAUUUUGGAGUUCCCGGACACCUCCAUAGUACUAGCCAUUUUAAACACUAAAGCUAAUGUUCAAAAUUAGCGCCACAAGUUCAACUGCUAGUAGGUAAGAGUUCUAUCCAAGCUUUCCGAAUCGUCCUACGAGUUUUUGCCGAGUUAGCAACUCGGCAAACUCUUGUAACUCGUAUGCUAAAAAAAAACCCUAGUGGGAGAGGGGCUUUAUCUACCUAAAUGAUUUUAUUACACUUGGAUUUUUUAGAUGUAACAUGGUUGGUAGGGGGGGGGGGGGUAAAUCUUCCAUUUUCAUCACCCCUAGUUCUGCCACUGCAAUGAAUGAGAAAUGCCUUAUCAAAACCAAAUGAAGGAAUUUCUAGAUGGAUCACAGCCUUAUCACGGAAAAAAAUUGGCAGUUACUCAGGAAAGUGUAGGAUGUAUGUCUCCCAUUCCCCCUUAUUUGAUACAAUUUAUUUCUUUCCUGUUACUAUAAUUUCUGCAAUGAUUCCACUAAUCACUGAUUCUGCAGUGUCAAGCUGUUUGAUUGGCUAGGUCACCUGACCAGCUCAGUCAGACAGACACAUCAAUAUGUCAAUAAUAUCAGAAACAAAAAUUAUAUCUCUAUAUUUCUCUACAAUUUAUUUAUUCAAUUAUCUAAAUACUUAAAAAUAAGAAAUAUAUUAAGUUAUAGGCUGAAGCAAGAUUAAAAAUUUGCUCAUUGUUAAUUACAUUUUUUUUUUUUUUUGGUUUCUUUAAAUAUUUUGGUGUAAUUUGUUAGUGUUUCUUUACCUAUUUGAAAAAAACAAGGCCAUUAAAAAAAAUGUUGAUUGUUUCUUCCUACUGGAGUAAAAAGAUUGACAUUAUUAUUAUUUUUUUGUUUUACAAUGAUGACCAGAAGGUAAAAAGGAACUUGUAGAAAUCUUCUUUCAACUAAGUUUGAAGCAAAGUAGAGCUGAGGUAGUUUGGGUUGAACUAUCCACUAUCAACUAAAUAUGAACCAAUAAGAUGUGACCACAGGGCAUUUGUACUAAUGUGUUUAAAACUUCCCUGCCCAUCUCCUUAAUAUUUUUUGAAAAAUUGUUCAACAGUUAUAUCUUUGCAUGGUUUAACAGAAUAAAUGUAUCAUAAAUUAGAAGUGCUCGCAUUAAUAAUUAUUGGACAAAUUAUUUUGACCUGCAGGUUUCACAAAACAAAUUUUGAUUUUAUUCUCCGAGGAAAAGUUGGUCAAGGCUAGCACAGUGGUGAUUCAAUGCUAUCUUUUACAGUUAAGUCCCUUCCAACAGUUUUUUGCCAAUUUGUUCAAGUUCCUCAAAUCAAAUUAAAUCCUUGCCAAUCAUUAAUUUUUCCCCUUGUCACUGUUCAUUUUCCAACUUGUUUCGUAAUAUCCACAUCCCAGUUGUAGCAUUUUCCUAUGGAGCCGUAGCGUACCAUCCGGCGCUGGAGAUCUCUCCAGACCACCUGCCUUUGCAAUUGUUGAGGUUCUUCCCAGCGUUACUCAUGCUCUGUUGUCCUGCAUCAAGUCUCAUUAUAUGGUUUUCCUGGUAACACGAGGGAGCUAUUACAGCAUUGCGCAGUCUUUCAAUACGGACUGUUUUCUGAUUUUAUUUCCUUAACAUCCAACAGCAAGUACACUUGCCACUUCCAGGAUGAGAAUCUGAACGAUGCUUUAUAUAAACAAAGUCUCUUUAUGAGGCCUAGGGAGUGGAGUUGUUUUAGUCGUGAGAAAAAUUCCUGCUGUGACAAGAAAUUGAACCUAGGAUCCUGGUAUUGGAAGGCAAGCAUCUUAACCACUGAGCUAUUAAACUCCACUUUUUAAUUUCAUACUGCAGUAAAGUGAUCAAUGUAACAAGAUUUUGGUGUGUCAACUUCUAUAGGCCAAACUUGCCCAGGGAUGGACUUUCACAGAUGAAAGUUCUAGACCACCUCAGCCCCACCAUGGUUAGGGCUGAGGUAAGAAAAUUUAUGAUUAUGGCAGGACUCUUAGACUUUAGUGUAAUUUUAUUUUUUUCUCCAUUUUAUUUAUAAUUCUGAAUAAAAUUGGGGGGGGGGGAGCAGGUGUGCUCGGGUUGACUGGGUCCCCCUUGAAUCCGCCACAGAGUGUACUUAAAUAAUAUUGUAGGACAUCCUUUUCUGAGUGACAACCAGAAUUUUAGAAAUUCAAUUUAAGUAUUUGGAAAAUACAAAGAGUAAUAUAUGAACAUAAUGCUGCCUUCCAACUACUUGUAUUUUUUGGUACAUUCUCAUACUCAAGUAAAGCUUCAAGAAGUCUCUAUUUAUUCAUGUAUUUCUACUGUGUGUUUGUGUGUUACUGACACAAUAUAUAGUGAAAUUGUAUUUUACAUUUCUUGUACCUAAAAUUGAAUAACCUACAACAAAUUAAUAUUUUAUAUUUGACCAGUAGACACAAAUUAAUAUUUCAUUUUCUCUUCAUGUACCAGGUUUAUGUAAAUAUACUUUAUAUUUUUGGUGUCAAAUUGACGAGCAAAAAAACCGCCUUGUUUAGUGCAAUGAGUAUAUUAUAAGUACCGCUUUCAUAGCUUAACCCCAAAUUGUGUGAUAUAGUAGAUUAUUAUAGUGCAGUAUAAUGUUUUAUUCAUAUUUUAUAGUGAUAAAUUAAAGGCAUAAAUAAAUGUUACCUGCAAACUGCAGGCAAAAUAAUUGA
Anneissia japonica is the source of this 4177-nucleotide messenger RNA. RefSeq lists its product as uncharacterized. NCBI's taxonomy places the organism in Eukaryota, Metazoa, Echinodermata, Crinoidea, Comatulida, Comatulidae. The record is from RefSeq and is a predicted model, not a curated record.